Messenger RNA from Equus caballus (horse), 1536 nucleotides. The record is from RefSeq and is a predicted model, not a curated record. NCBI's taxonomy places the organism in Eukaryota, Metazoa, Chordata, Mammalia, Perissodactyla, Equidae.
CCCAGGUCCAAGGGGCAGUCUUCCUGGUCUUCCUUCCCACAGUGACCAUCUAUCUGUCUCACCAAUGAUGUCCCUCCGCCAUGGAGGAACAUGGACCUCAGAGAGCAGGACUUCUGCCUGGCCUCCAAGGGCAGGAACCCCCUGAGCAGCAGCGGAGGGACGGGGAGCACGAUGGUCAGAAUCAGGGCAGACGGUGCUGGCUGCUGGCCGCUUGAGAACGUGUCAGGCCUGAGGAGCAAACCAGGAAGAAGCCUGUGUGUCUGCCUGCACCUCAUUUGAGAGUAGAGCCCCAUCUCCCACCUUUAGGAACUGCCCAACCCCCAAGCAAGGGCACCGCAGAAUGAGGCAGCUGAGGAACCCGUGGCUGAAAGGCUGCUGGACAUUCUGACUGCAGCUGCCAGACCAGGGGUCUGCGGCCCUGGACAGCCUGACUCUGAACUGGGGAUUAAGAUGACAAGGAAACUAACCAGGAGCCUAUCUUAGGAGAGAGAGACCCAGCACACCCAGACGCCACCUUGGACCGCGCAUGGGAGCGCGAGGAAGCCCAGGGAGCCUCAACAAGGAGAAAUGAGAAGGCAGCCCCAGAAGGGCGGGUCUCUCGCCGGGACAUAGCCUCUCUACCCUAAGGGCCUCCUUUCCCACUGACCCGCACUCGCUCUCUGUGUCCCAGGAUGCUUCUCUCCACGGCCUCAGAGUGCCUACCCUGCCCCUCUGGCCAUUUCUGUGGUGUGUCUGGCCUUGCUGCCCCCUCUGCACCCUGCUCCCCUGGCUACUUCUGUCUGGUGGCAGUCUCUUCCCCAACCCCAACAGGCCACUCAGAGAAGGGGGGCCCCUGUCCCCGAGGUCACUUAUGCCCCAGGGGGACCAGCCUCUCCCAGCCUUGCCCUGCUGGCUCCUACAGCAACCUGACUGGCCAAGCCUCCUGCUUCCCCUGCCCCGCCGGCUACUACUGCCCUGAGAGUGUCAGCACCUACCACGAGCACCCCUGCCCUGCCGGCUUCUUUUGCCCCAGAGGCACCAAGUACGCCACCCAGUUCCCCUGCCCUCGGGGCUACUACAACCCAGACCCACUGACGCAGAGCCUGGACAGCUGUCUGCCCUGCCCGCCAGGCCACUACUGCGGCCAGGAGAACCUGACCCAGGCCUCUGGGCCCUGUGAUGCAGGCUGGUUCUGCGUGUCAACAGCAUGGACCGCUCGUCCCUUCGACCUGGACAACUACACCAGCACCAAUUGCCUGUGCCCGGCCGCGGCCACAGCGGGGAAGUGCCUGGCAGGCUCCUUCUGCCCCGAGGGCAGCCCGGAGCCCAGACCCUGCCUGCCGGGCUCUUUCUGCGCCACCUCCGGUAAGGACUUGAGAGCCCUCUCUGGCUGUGACGCUGAGACCCAGGCCCAGCAGUGGUGAGAGCCGGGUGAACUCUGACCCGCUCUCACCUGCUGCAUGGCUGUGGGCGUGCGACCCCCGUGUUCCCUGUACCAUGAGGACUGGCGUCAGCAUGCUCCCUGGCAGGGCUGUGCUAUGCAAAUAGGCCCUGUGG